CUCUUCUGACUGCGGGUCAGUGAGCGGCCCACUCUUAACAGAAAAUUGGAUUAGAACAACUAGCGCUUUUUAAGAAACGACUUUAAGAAGAACUCCUCCUCCUCCUUCGCCACCCUUCCCACGAGACCGUCGGUUAUUUGACCUCUCGUUUGCUCAGGUUUCUCUGUAUUAUCACUCGUGCAAACAGCCACUGCCAACAUGUCAACAUCCAAUGAAUGCAGCUACAGCUAUGAAGACUACAAAGAAACAGCAGACUGGCUGUUUGCUCAUACAGAUAUCCGACCCAAAGUGGCAAUUAUCUGUGGGUCAGGGCUGGGUGGAUUGGCUGACAUGCUGGACAACAAGACCGUGUUUCCUUAUGAUAAAAUCCCCCGAUUCCCCUACAGUACAGUGCAAGGACAUAAAGGCCAGCUGGUGUUUGGAGAGCUGAAUGGCAAGCAGUGUGUUUGCAUGCAAGGCCGUUUCCAUUUCUAUGAGGGCUAUAACAUAGCCAUGGUCACAUACCCAGUAAGAGUGUUCUUUCUUCUUGGGAUUGAGACUCUGAUUGUGACUAAUGCUUCUGGGGGACUAAAUCCCAAGUUUAAAGUGGGUGACAUCAUGUUAAUCAAAGACCAUAUCAACAUGCCGGGCUUUGCAGGUCAAAAUCCCUUGUGUGGUCGAAAUGAGGACAGAUUUGGAGUGCGCUUUCCCUGCAUGUCUGAUGCAUAUGAUAGAGACUUGGCACAACUGGCCAGGAAGAUUGCAGAACAACUGGGCUGUGCCUCCUUCCUCCAGGAGGGCAUUUACUGCAUGUUGGCUGGACCCUCUUAUGAGACGAUUGCUGAAUGUCGAGUUCUCCAGAUGCUUGGGGCGGAUGCUGUAGGCAUGAGUACCGUUCCAGAGGUGGUGGUCGCUCGACAUUGUGGGUUGCGUGUGUUUGGACUCUCCCUGAUUACCAACAAGGUAGUGACUGAUUAUGACAGCAAAGAGAGGGCUAAUCAUGAAGAGGUGCUGGAAACCACCCGUAUGCGGACUGAAGAUCUGCAAAGGCUAGUCAGUCAAUUGGUGACAAAUAUGUAAUGCAACAUUUUGCUACAAUUAGCAAGUAAAAUAAUGUUGGGGCUGCUCUUUAUAAUCUUCAGCAUGGUUUCAUAUUUUGACAUGAGCAGCUUAACAAUAUAGAAUGACAAUGCAACCUAAUUCUCAUGUAUCUAAUUCAGGGAAAGAGUAACUUUAUGGACAUUCCAGUGCCUCAAGACUCUCCCAAGUCUAACUUUAGGCUAGGUUCAUUUUGUGAAGAGCUCAUAUCCUUUCAGGAAUUAAUAUUAAGAACAACUGAAAUUAAUCAGCGUUACAGUCAGUACUCUUUGUCUGUAUUGAAGAGUUAAAGACAGACAUGCUGUUCAUCAAAAAGGGCAAAAAAUUUAUAAAGUUGUAUGAAAGUGAAUAUAUUAUUUACUGAAUUUGCAUAAAAUACUAAAUUAGGUGGAUAAUUACAAUUUGACAACAAAUGAUCAAUUAAUAUAUUGGUGGAUGUAAUUAAAUGUUUUAUCUUUUUAUUUUUAUAGACUAAAUAUUUGUCUAAAUGUUUCCAAAGAUAUAAACAGAGUAUUUUUUUAUUAUUUUUUCUGCAAUUACAAGUGAAAAUAUCUUUGUUCAGUUUAAAGAUACUUUACAGAUUUUUUUUAAUUUUGGAAUUGGAUAUAUUUUAGUAUUAAUAUUAUAUUGAGGCAUACAGAACAACAAAUAAAUUACAACAUAAAUGUUGUUUGGUGGUGAAUACAUUUUUGAAAACAUUUGUGUUCCUUUCCUUUCUCCAUUUUGAGAUCUUUUGCAUUUUCUUGUUUGUUGUUGUUGUUGUUAUGAGAACCACACUGCAUUGAAUAUAACAAUGUAUCAUGUGUUAAUAGAGGGCCAUUGUGAUGAUAAGUUUUAGUCACAGUCAAUGGUCCAUGGUUAUGUUUUCUGCAGUCCAUACAUUGUGUGUAGGUCAGUAAGUAAAAGAGAGAGGUAAAAGGUUGUGCACACACACACACACUGGAAUACACACAUCAUUUUAAUCACUACAUUAUUGAUAUAUCUUAAUGAUCCACCACUGAAGUAGAGAUUAAAUGAAAUAUUUAGCCAUAUCAAGCUUGCGGCAAAUCUCUCACCAAGCAAAAACGUAAUGUAAGGGGAAACAUGUUUUGCAAUCUGCAGAAUGUCAUACUGUAUACCUCGCAAGCUAUGGUAUAGAACAUGUCACUGCUAAAGAGUAGCAAGCUUUGAAGUCAUUUAUGAUCACCCCAUGGCUCGGUCCUAAAACGUUGUCUAUAUUUCAGAUUGCAAUAAUAAGUGGACAUUUGUGUGUUUGAGAGAGAACAUAUAUUUGUUUGUGAAACACACACAUACGUUUUUUGGUAGAAAAGUUAUUUUAGAGGAAGGAGGGCGAUCUUUCCUUCUCCGAUGAUGACAGAACUUUUAGAUCAAUCUGUUAUUUAGAUGCUACAACACAGACUUCCACAAAAUAUUUAUGCAUACCCAGUUGUGCUGAGUCUGCCCAGAGUAGCACUUUUCAGAAACAUCACAUUCCCUGUGUGCCAUUAGUGAGUGGGUUACUGUUAUUCAGUUAGUGACAGGCCAUUCCCUGAAAUAUUCAAGGGUUUGAGCACAGGGUGUCUGCAGCGGUUACUACUUCCAUGUGAUGGUUUUCUAGAGGAACAGCUUUCAAGUCAGAAAAAUAUAAUGGUGGUAUACUGAACAUUGUGUAUUAUGUAAAUAAAUAAUAAUUCCCAAAACUCUCACUCUCAUGUGAU
Molecule: messenger RNA, 2774 nt
Organism: Xyrauchen texanus (razorback sucker)
Lineage: Eukaryota; Metazoa; Chordata; Actinopteri; Cypriniformes; Catostomidae
Gene: pnp6
Product: purine nucleoside phosphorylase 6
Exons: 6
Coding region: 199-1059 (286 amino acids)
Biological process (GO): nucleoside metabolic process
Cellular component (GO): cytoplasm
Molecular function (GO): purine-nucleoside phosphorylase activity
Source: RefSeq, a predicted model, not a curated record